AAAGAUUCAGAAACGCGUUUCCUUUUUCUCUCAUACUGUGGAGAGGGAGACAUGUAAAUAGCAAUCUCAUGAUUUCAACUCCAUAAAUUUCUCUAUUGUUUCUCUCUUUCUCUCUCACACGAUUCGUUUCCCAGAUUCUCACGAACCCUAAAAGAAACUUUCUCAUUCUUCAACACAUUGAGAUCAGAGAUUCCUAAUUCGUCCUUUCUUCAUGUGUCCGUUGAGGUUCUUAUUGGUGUUCUUCUCAGCUGUACUCGCCGGAUAUUUCGCAUGGAAGACGGUGAGUUCUUCGCCUGAGCUCAUCUCAGACGACUCACCUGUCGAAUUGAAUGACAAACAAGGACUCGAUUUCAAACAGAAGAUGGAGAAUGGGUUUUGGGUGUUCGUCGAUAUGGCUAGCGGAAGAUACCUUUGGAGGAAUCUUAAGGAGAUGAGAGAAAAAACUCAAUAGAAGACGAAAAAAGAUUUCAUCUUUGUACUUUUUGGUCUCUUCUUUGUGCAGAAACAACAAUAAUGAAUACAUAGACGUGUGUUAAUCACAAUCCUUCACUUGUUCUAAUUCUUCAUAUGAAUUUUGUAAACUUUGAUUCAUUGAUUUUGUAAUACAAAGGAGUUUGUAACUUUUUACAA
Molecule: messenger RNA, 630 nt
Organism: Capsella rubella
Lineage: Eukaryota; Viridiplantae; Streptophyta; Magnoliopsida; Brassicales; Brassicaceae
Exons: 2
Coding region: 212-451 (79 amino acids)
Source: RefSeq, a predicted model, not a curated record